This is a messenger RNA of Capra hircus (goat), 1818 nucleotides long. RefSeq names its product translation initiation factor IF-2-like. The transcript has 4 exons. The record is from RefSeq and is a predicted model, not a curated record. NCBI's taxonomy places the organism in Eukaryota, Metazoa, Chordata, Mammalia, Artiodactyla, Bovidae. The coding region runs from base 1 to 1818 and encodes 605 amino acids.
AUGCGCCGCAACAGAAAGGCAUUCGAAGCGCGGACACGCAGGCAAUUUUCCAAGCGGCCAACGGUGGAGGUGAAGCAGCAAGCACACACACAGCGGCAUUUGGCCAAGGCAGCUGGAGGCCUGGGCAGCUUUCCUAGAGAGAAGGCUGGACGCGCAGCCCAGAGCUCGGGGUACUGGCAGGGGAGCGGGGAGCGGGUGAGGGGACGCACAGGGGCCGGCGGCUUCCCGGGGGCCAGACUGGAGCUCCGUGCAGACUCGAGGAACCCCCUCCGCCAGCCCGGAGGAGGAGGGGGCACGGUGCUCGGCACACGGCGGCGCCGGGCCCGGCAGGAGUUUCCGGUUACCGCACUGACCACAGGAAGAGCACCAGCCGCAAAGCAGCCCGUCCGCGCCCGGCGGGGGCCCACGCCCUCCCGGCCUGCACGUCCCCCGCCCCCGCCCGGGACCGCGGAGGCAGGGCAGCGUCUGCCGACCCGGCCACCGACUCAGCGCCCAGCAGUUGGCGGCCCCCGGGGAGAGGGGCCCCGCAGCGCCGGAGGGCCCCGCCUCUGGCCGGGAGCGGACGGGGGUCAGACCUCAAGCCGGCUACUCACUCCGAGCGCCCCGGCGCCCCCCGGGGGCCGGCCGGGGACGGGAGGGGGGGCCGUCUCCGGAGGCUCGGGCCGCCUCCGGGCGGGGCCGGCGCGGGGCGCGGGGCGCCGGGCGCGGGCGCCGGGCGGGAGCGGGGGCGGCGCGCGGCUCCUGCGGCUCCUCCGCGGCGCGGCCGGCAGGUGGGCGCGCGCUCGCCGGGCGGGGGUCCGGCCGGGCCGCGCGCCUCCCCCGGAACUCGGCCGUGCCAUUCCCAUGAUGCCCAGCCACCGGGCACGGCUUCCGGAGCGCGGCCGCCGCCGCCCCGCCGCCGCCGGUAGGUCCGGGGAUGGGGCUCCGGGGCCGCCCCGCCCUGCGCGCGCCCCGCCCUCCCGCGCGCCCCCGGCGCCCGCAGCCCGCCCCCCGGCCCGGGACCCCGCCGCCUCCCCGGGACCGACGCGGGCGCGGGCUGGGGGCCGGCGCAGGGCCGAGUGGGCGGCGGGGGCCGGGCCGGAGGGCGGGCGCGCAGGCCGCUCCGCGGCGCCAGGCCGCCGGGGAAGGGGCCGCCGCGGGCGGCGUGGACUCGGCCGGGCGCCGGCUAGGCACCGCGGCCCCAGAGGCAGCUCCUGGCCCGGGCCCCCGUCGGCGCGCGCCCGCGUUCCUCGAAGCCGGCCGGGCGCGGGGCCCAGCGGGGGAUCUCCUCGGAGGGUGGUGUUGCGGGAAAGACCACCUGCUGUCGUGGGGCUCCAUCUGAGGACUUUGAAGUGGCUUCUCACGUCCCCAGCUAUGCAUGUCCUGGUACAUCAGACCGAUGGCUCAGGGAAGUUGGAACUAUUGUGGUUAACUGUAUUUGGCCUCAGGGAGCUGCUAGUUUGUGUCAAGAGCCAACCAACCCGUGAUGUGUCGCUGAGCCUGACUCCCACUAGUCGACAGUUCCACCCGGCCAGAAGCUUUGCGCCUUCGUCCCGUCACCCCCUCUUGACGACUUCGGAAGGUAAACUCCGCCUCUGCUCCUUCACCGGAGAAGAUGGUCGGAGGGAUGAUGGAAGAAGGACACUCGCGUCAGCUUCCACGAGCUCGGCCCAGGGGGCUUGGAAGCAUUUUCUCAUGAGUCUCCUCGGCCACCCGCCCCGUACAGCCGAGGAAGCUGAGGCCCGGGGGCCCACGGCCGGCCGGACCUUCGCCAGGCCCGUGGCUCCCGUGCGACCUGACCCGGGGCGCCCGCCCGGCGUGCCCCCCCGCAGGAUGUGA